Messenger RNA from Planococcus citri (citrus mealybug), 3158 nucleotides. It is a transcript of the gene Golgin104, whose product is annotated as Golgin 104. Gene Ontology annotation, biological process: vesicle cytoskeletal trafficking. The transcript is spliced from 15 exons. Gene Ontology annotation, cellular component: trans-Golgi network. Gene Ontology annotation, molecular function: small GTPase binding. NCBI's taxonomy places the organism in Eukaryota, Metazoa, Arthropoda, Insecta, Hemiptera, Pseudococcidae. Bases 424 to 2928 code for a protein of 834 amino acids. The record is from RefSeq and is a predicted model, not a curated record.
UAAUAAAAAAUCUAUGUACAUUUUAGGAAUAACUGUAAUAAUAUCAGUUGUUUAAAUAUUACAAUUUCAUCGUCAGUAACCAAUAUUGUAAUCGAAAUCGGUAUCGUAAGUGUAACUACUGUACAUCUGCAUAUUCGGCAUUCUCUUGUGCUUUGAAUGAUAUCAUUAACGUUUAUAAUUUUGACAAGAGUUUACACGUCGAUAAGCAUUGCUGCUAACAUUCUGUAAUUCUACUUAUUUUAGUUGUUUACCGUUACUUUGCACUCGAAUGAGUUAUCAGAUCGACAGGUUUGUUGUAUUUAGCACUACGAAUUAGUAGAAUAAUGCAACACAAAUGGGAUGCUGAGUACAGCUGCAGAGUGUUUCAAUGAUGUCAAACAGCUUGUGAUCUGAAUUCUAAAUUAUUACUAGAAAAUCCACCGAAUGGACGUCAACUGUAUCGAAGCAUUAGCUAAUCCAUCGGAAGAAGUAAUCGAUAAAUGUAACAAUAACGUAGACGAAUGUAAUGCGGAAUCGAAAAGCUUAACACUCUCAGGAAACCCAACUUCGAUCAACAAUGCUCUUCCAUCGAACGAAUUGGAAAAUCAAACCAAUUCGUCUGAAACGAAAUUCAACGACGUUAAAAUCGAACGCGCCGAUAGCUCUAGUAACAUCUUCGUUGAAAUUCCAGUCAAUAAUAAAAGCAGCGAUAACUAUUCUUCUGAUUCCGAAGAUUCUGUAAUAUUCAGCAAUGACGGCGACGAUGGGUUUUCCACCAAUUCGAAACCAUCUGAGGGCAUCGAUAAACCUAAAGACUUGUUGACAGAAAUUUCAGAUAUUCUAGUAUCGUUAUCGGAUGACGAACGAUUCGUCGAAUGUAUUAAUUUCUCAAACAAUAAUGGUUUCAUUUUACAAAACAAUACGGAGAAGAAAUCGGGAACUCAAGUUGAUAUGAUCUUCACUUACAACGUACUUAAUAUUUUAUUUACCAAGUUGAAGGAGCUUAAAUCGUAUUAUGAAGUCAUACAAACUGAUAAUGAAAAAUUAUUAAAAGAAAAAAGCAGAAAAGAAGCUGAACAUCUUGCUUAUCAAGUUUUAGUGGAAUCACUGCAGAAAACUGUCGAUGAACGAAACGAGCAGUUAUCAAAUAUCAGGGAGAAAUUGGAGCUUGAUAAUGCUACGUGGCAAAAGGAAAAGAAAGAUAUUAGCGAAAAAUAUGAAAAAGAAUUGAAAUCAUUACGAAAAAAGUACGAAUUAGCCAAUAAUGAAAAAAACGAUGCUGUAAUGCGUUACGCAAAGAAUGAAUCAGAACUUAUUAGCAUUAAAGAAGAGAAGGAUAAUUUGCUUAAAAAGAUAAAAAAUUUGCAAAAUGAAAAUCAAGAUCAAAUUAAGAAAUAUAAAUUAUUAAUCAACGAAAAAACGUCACUCACUCAAUCUUUAGAUUCCAAGAAAAAGGAAUUGGCUGCUUCUUUGAAAAAUCUGGAAAAAUGCAGAGAAGAGUUGAACUGCAAAGAUAUAAAAUCUAAAUGGCUGGAAGAAAAUUCGCAAAAAGAACUAAAUCAAGCAAAGGAAAAAAACGAUUUACUUACUUUAAAAAUUACUACACUUGAAAAAGAAUUAUCCAAAUAUAGAUCCGAAUCAACCUGCAGUAGUCAAAAUGCGGACGACAACGAAGAAGAAGCUGUUUUUGCCCUGGAAGCUGAAAAAAUGGAAAAUAACGUGGAAAAUUCCGAUAAAUGCGAAGAAAGAAUUUCACUAAAGGAAAAAGGAAACGUUCUGAUUGAAGAAAAUAAUUCGCUCACUUUGAAAGUACAGAAACUAGAAAAGGAGAGAUUGGAGUAUGAAAAAAAUAUCACGAAUAUGAAACAAACUUGCGAAAGUCAAAACCAAAAAAUAACUAGCUUACAGAACGAUUUGAUAGAAAUGGCUACAUUACGUUCUUCCUUAAAGCAGCUUCAAGAUAGAAUAGAUUCGUAUCAAACAGAAAUCGAUCGUUUGAAAGAAAUCAACGAUGAAUUACGACAAGAUAUGGAAAGCUGUCGAGAACGAGAAGCAGAACUUUUGAAUUUCACUGAAAAACUCACCGCUAAAAAUGUUUCAUUACAGUCUGAUUACGCUACUUUAGAAUCUAAGACAAAUGCUUUAGAAGCGGAACGAGCUCCUAUUGAAAAACGUAUCGCAGAACUCGAAGAUAAAAUCGUCGAACUUUCUGAACAGCUGAAGAAUGAGAUCGAUUCCAGAAACAAUGAUAAUACUCGUUUAACCAAACUAAUUACGGAAAAAACCAAAGAAAUAGAAUCCCUUGCAGCUCAAUUAGAAGAACAACAAGCUGAAAACCAAAGUUUAAAGCAUAAGUACUCUACUACCAUAAGAGAAUUAACCAAAGAAGUGCAGCAGUAUCGUAAAAUGAGGCAAUUCGAUAGUGGAGAAUGCAGCAGCGGUAGCGAUUCGGUUUGCCUUGAAUCGAGAACAAGUUCUUGUAAUUCUUUGAACGAACAACAAGUCACUAAAAUCGAACCAGAUCGUCAAACCCUCAUUGAAAGAAUCGUCAAGUUGCAAAAAGUCAACGCUAAGCAUGUAGAAAAAAUUGAAUUUUUAGAAGAACAUAUCGCUCAAUUACUUACCGAAGUAAAAAAGAAAAGUCGAGUUUUACAACAUUACAUCGUUAGAGAACAAUCCGGAGCUCUAUCAUCCGAUAUGAUGGAUCAAAAUAAGUUGAGAAGGCUUCAGGCUGAAAUGACUAAAUAUGGCGGUAUUAUGGCAUCUAUUUACACCAAUAAAUCUGACGAUGGUAAAAUUCCAUUAGAGCUGAGCGUUGAAAUUAAUCAAAAAUUACAAGCUGUUCUUGAAGAUACUCUACUCAAGAAUAUCACCUUAAAAGAGAACAUAGAAACCUUAGGUAAAGAAAUUGAUAGACUCAACGCUUUAAAUAAAUCCAAACAAAGCUAGUCUUCGUUUUGAAAUUUUUUUCUGUGAUAAAUACCGUAGGUGUAUUACGUUUUUGUAUUAUUUAUUCCACAAUUUUGUUCCAUUUUCCUUGCGAUUGAAUUAAUUGUAGGUACCUAAUUGUAAAAGUUGUGUACUUUUUUCCUAAAAAACUUUUAUUACGGAUAAAUAUCGAUAUUUAAACAUUGUACCUAAUCAAGAAAAUUAACUUAUUAAAUUAUUAUUUCACUUUA